Molecule: messenger RNA, 1425 nt
Organism: Rotaria sp. Silwood2
Lineage: Eukaryota; Metazoa; Rotifera; Eurotatoria; Philodinida; Philodinidae
Source: the annotation of a GenBank genome assembly
AUGGCACAAAAUAUAGUUGUACAAGUUGGUCAAUGUGGUUCUCAAAUUGGUUGUCGAUUUUGGGAUUUAGCUUUACGUGAACAUGCUUCACUUAUGUCUUCAACAAAUCCAAAAAAAUGCAUUUAUGAUGCAUCAUUAAGUGCAUUUUUUCGUAAUGUUGAUGAGAAUAAAAAUACUUCUUUAUCAUAUCCAUCACCAAUACGUACACUUAAAGCACGAGCUGUUCUUGUUGAUAUGGAAGAAGGUGUACUUCGUUCAAUACUUGCGAGUCCCUUAAGAGAUUUAUUUGAUGGUGAACAAUUUAUUCGGGAUGUUAGUGGAGCAGGUAAUAAUUGGGCUGUUGGAAAUCGAUUUUAUGGAGAAAAAUAUCGACAAGUUUUAAGUGAUGAAAUUCGUCGACAAGCUGAACAAUGUGAUUCAUUACAAAGUUUUAUGAUGAUUCAUUCCAUGGGUGGUGGCACAGGUAGCGGUCUUGGUACAUUUAUUUUAUCUUUAUUAGAUGAAAUGUAUCCAAAAGUAUGUCGUAUUGUAACACCAGUUUAUCCAUCAAAAGAUGAUGAUGUUAUAACAUCACCAUAUAAUUCUGUUCUUGCUACACGUGAAUUAACUGAACAUGCUGAUUGUGUUCUGCCUGUUGAUAAUGAUUCCCUUAUUGAUAUUGUAUCACGUUGUGAUAAUAGUUCAACUAAAAAAAAUGAUGACGGUCGAUGUCCAUUUGAUUCAAUGAAUACAAUUGUUGCUAAUUUAAUAUUAAAUUUAACAUCAUCAUCACGUUUUGAUGGACCAUUAAAUGUUGAUUUAAGUGAAAUUCCAAUGAAUCUUGUACCUUAUCCAAGAAUGCAUUAUUUAAUUAGUUCACAAAUACCAGCACCAUUUAAAACGAAAACAAAUUCUUCCAUACCACGAAAUAUAAAUCAGAUAUUUCGUGAUGCACUCUCACCACAUUUUCAAACAUUACGUGUACAACCACAAAUUAAUGGUAUUUAUAUAGCUUGUGGAAUGAUUUUACGUAGUAAAACAAUUCAAAUGUCUGAUAUACGUCGUAAUAUUGAUUUACUUAAAUUAAAACAUAUGAAAUUUGUUAAAUGGAAUGAAGAUGGAUGGAAAAUUGGUUUAUGUAUAGUACCACCAAAUGGUUUACCAUAUUCUUUGUUAACAUUAGCUAAUCAUACAUGUAUAAAAGAAACUUUUAUUGAAUUAAAAGAACGUUUUACAACACUAUAUCGUCGUAAAGCACAUGUACAUCAUUAUACAGAUCAUAUGGAAUUGAGUGAUUUUGAACAAGCACGUGAAAAUCUUAAUCAAUUAAUUGAAGAAUAUAAAAACAUUGAACAAACAAGUGGAUUAUUAGAUACAACAGAGAAUGAAACCUCAUCAUCAUCAUCAUCAACAACAAAUAUACCGCGUUUAAAUGUUUUAUCUUGA